AUCCUCUUUAUUAGCUUUUGUGUUUGUAGCCUUGGAAGAUUAUUUGCAAUGCAGUGGCAAUGAAUAGCUACUGUUGAGGACAUGAAACAGUAACAGGAAUUUCUAAGAACUUGGUAAUGUUUACGCUGUGGAACAAAUGAAAACUAAAGCUUUAGUCACUGCAACAUCCUUUUUACCUUCAAAAUUCUUCCUGUUACUUGAAAUAUCUCAGCAGUGCUGUGAUAUGUCUCUAUAAUGAUGCUGGCCUUCAGUUAAGGAUGGGGUAUGUUGUGUGAAACAUCUACCUGUUCACAAAAGAAUGCAGCUCUUUUAGCAUGUCCUCAGCCCUAUUCUCCCUCUCCCAGGCUGUUGUUCAGCCAUCCAUUCCUUUCUAUUCAUUCCUUUACUAAGUAGGGAUGGAUUUAAACAGAUGCUAAAAUGCUCUGCUGAGCUGUGGUCUAAUUAGAAGCUGAGGGUGCCUCUGGAGACAGGGAAUCGAGGGAGCUCGCAGCUCCCACAAGAUAACCUGGCCCUGGCUCAUGCAUGUGAGAGACUUGUCUGCACUUUGUAUGCCAUUUGAGGAUUGCUUUUGAUACAAAACCUCUAUAAGUACAAUUCAGUAAAAAAAAAUUAGACCAAUACGUGUGAGCUCUCGUUAAGACUUUUCAAGCUAGCAAAGUAAGUAAAAUCUGAUGUCUUCAGAUGGGUCCAUGAGUCUCAGGUACUCCUUUGGGUAGAACUCGGAGGACUUGCAGCAUCACACACGUAACUCAAAUAACCACCAGUGUUUACAACAGUUUGUGGUGGCCCUGGAGCUGAACAUCCUUGUCACAGGAUGAAGAAACGAGUUGUGCUCUCACAGACACCAAACUGCUGUUCCAGGGGCAGACAGGCCCGGCUCGCAGAGAGCUGGCAGCUUGCUUCAGUUCACUGUGCUGCUGGGAACCUCUUCAGGUCAGCCGGGGGUCCCUGUGCGGCCCCCGCUCGUGGCAGCGGCACUCUCGGCUGUGAGCCGGGGCAGGACCGGCCGAGGGUGCGACGAGGGAAGUGUCGCUCGCUUUGGUGCCAGUGUGGUCUGGAAGUGUGAUUUGCAGGCACUUCACAAACUCUCCGGUGCAUGGCAGAAAACUGGCUUCUCUUAUCUGGGCUGUUGUUUCUGUGUGUGACCGACUCGGACCGUAACCCCCUCAGGGCAGCAGCCGGGCCUUUCAUGUGCGUUUGAAGUGCACGGCGUGUGGUGACCACGGUGUGUGACGAUUUUGUUCGUUCCCUCGGGCUGGGAGCGCUCGGUACCGCUCCGCAGGAGGGGGACGGAGAGAAGGUACUGUUUGAUGAGUGUGAAAGGAUGCUUCACUGAUUUUCAUAUUGAUUUUGGUGGCACUUCAGUGUGGUAUCACGUUUUCCGUGGGGGGAAGAUCUUCUGGCUGAUUCCACCUACUCUGCAGAAUCUAGAACUUUAUGAAGAAUGGGUUCUCUCAGGAAAGCAGAGUGAUAUCUUUCUGGGAGACAGGGUGGAACGGUGCCAAAGAAUUGAGCUGAAACAAGGCUACACGUUCUUCAUUCCUUCAGGGUGGAUACACGCGGUUUAUACUCCAGUAGAUUCUCUGGUGUUUGGUGGAAAUAUCCUGCAUAGCUUUAAUGUUCCCAUGCAGCUUCGCAUCUAUGAAAUUGAGGACAGAACAAGGGUGCACGCCAAAUUCCGGUAUCCUUUCUACUAUGAAAUGUGCUGGUAUGUUCUGGAGAGAUACGUGUCCUGUGUGACCCAGCGCUGCCACCUCAGCAAAGAGUACCAGAAAGAAUCAAUGUUAAUUGAUGCAAAAAGAAAACGCAGCACAGACAGCUACUCAUCAGAUUCGUGGUUAGACAUGGAUGAAGAAUCUUGUGAUGCCCAUCUCCAGGAGGAGAAGGAUGACAGCUUGGAUAAGAACUCCAAAUCCUUGGUGGAUGGCUCCUCCUCACCCAACAGCACACACUCAGAAGGGAAGGAGGCUGCAGGGAGGAAACAAAAAGCCACAGUAAUGAGGUACCUAAAAAGAACUUUGUCUAAUGAGUCAGAUGACAGCGUAAAAUCAACGACCCCUACGGACUAUCCCAAAACACCCACGGGGUCUCCAGCUACAGAAGUUUCAACCAAAUGGACUCACCUCACAGAAUUUGAACUGAAGGGUUUAAAAGCCCUGGUGGAAAAGCUUGAAUCUCUCCCAGAGAACAAGAAGUGUGUUCCAGAAGGCAUUGAGGACCCGCAGGCUCUCCUGGAGGACAUGAAGAACAUACUGAAGGAACACGCUGAUGAUGACCAAAAUCUUGCCAUUUCGGGUGUCCCUGUGGUCAGCUGGCCCAAGAAGACCACAAAGAACAGGGCAGUCGGGCGGCCCAAGGGGAAGCUGGGCGCUGCCUCUGCGGUGAAGCUCGCGGCCAACCGGAGCACGGCGGGCGCGCGGCGGCGGAGGACGCGAUGCCGCAAGUGCGAGGCGUGUCUGCGGACAGAGUGCGGAGAGUGCCACUUCUGCAAGGACAUGAAGAAGUUCGGGGGGCCCGGCAGGAUGAAGCAGUCCUGCAUCAUGAGGCAGUGCAUAGCUCCGGUGCUGCCUCAUACUGCUGUGUGUCUGGUGUGUGGAGAAGCUGGGAAAGAGGACACUGUGGAAGAGGAGGAGAGCAAGUUUAAUCUCAUGCUAAUGGAAUGCUCCAUUUGUAAUGAAAUCAUACACCCAGGAUGCCUUAAGGUGAAGGAAUCGGAUGGUGUGGUUAACGAUGAGCUGCCGAACUGCUGGGAGUGUCCAAAGUGCAACCAUGCAGGGAAAACUGGAAAAGCGUACAAGCAAAAGCGCGGACCAGGAUUUAAAUACGCAUCAAAUCUCCCGGGCUCGUUGCUGAAGGAGCAGAAAAUUAACAGAGACAACAAGGAAGUGCCAGAUGCUGCCAAAAGGAAAGGGGACUGCGAGGAGACUCCCAGGCGGAAAUCGGAAGAACAUUCCAAAAAGGCUCCGGUUGACUCAAUCCUGAGGAGAAAAUCUGACGAGGUGCAUCUGUGGAGAAAACGGAAAUUCGAGAAAUCCCAGGAACCCACGAUGAGAAAGCGGCGGCGAUCGUGGAAGGCCCCGGAUGACCGAACUGCCAUGAUCAAACCCCUGCGGCGCCUCAAGCAGGAGCCCGAGGAUGAGCUGCCAGAAGCACCCCCCAGGUCCAAGGAUAGCGACCAGUCUCGCUCCAGCUCGCCCACAGCUGGGCCCAGCACAGAGGGCGCCGAGCCCAGGGACAAGAAGAAGUUCAAGAUGAGGAGGAAAAGGCGGCUUCCCAAUAAGGAACUGAGCAAGGAGCUCAGCAAAGAGCUUAACCAGGAGAUCCAAAAAACCGAGAACAGCCUUGCCAAUGAGAACCACCAACCCAUCAAAUCUGAACCGGAGAGCGAGAACGAGGAACCCAAGCGUGCGUUGAACAACAGCGAGAGACUCCAUAGGUUCAGCAAAGGGUUGAACGGGACUCCCCGGGAGCUGAGGCACCACCAGCUCAUGCCCAGCCUGCGCAGCACCCCCCGGGGAAUAGCCCGGCCCCCGCCCUCGCUGUCGCCCCCCAAGUGCAUCCAGAUGGAGCGGCACGUUAUCCGGCCACCUCCCAUCAGCCCCCCUCCGGACUCGCUCCCCCUGGAUGACGGGGCAGCCCACGUGAUGCAGAGGGAAGUCUGGAUGGCUGUCUUUAGCUACCUCAGUCAUAGAGACUUGUGCAUCUGUAUGAGAGUUUGCAAGACCUGGAACAGAUGGUGCUGUGACAAAAGAUUAUGGACCAAAAUAGAUUUAAACCAUUGUAAAUCCAUCACUCCACUUAUGCUUAGUGGCAUUAUUAGGAGACAGCCUGUAACCCUUGAUCUUAGCUGGACAAAUAUAUCUAAAAAGCAGCUGAGUUGGCUUAUCAACAGACUGCCAGGUCUGCGGGACCUGCUGUUAUCAGGGUGCUCAUGGAUAGCAGUGUCGGCACUUUGUAGCUCCAGUUGUCCCUUGCUGCGAACUCUGGACGUGCAGUGGGCAGAAGGACUGAAAGACGCACAAAUGAGAGACCUCCUGUCCCCGCCCACGGACAACCGGCCAGGCCAGAUCGAUAACCGGAGCAAGCUACGGAACAUCGUGGAGCUGCGCCUGGCCGGGCUGGAUAUCACGGAUGCUUCGCUGCGGCUGAUCAUCAGGCACAUGCCCCUGCUCUCCAAACUCAAUCUCAGUUACUGUAACCACGUGACAGAUCAGUCUAUUAACCUGCUGACCGCCGUCGGAACCACCACGCGGGAUUCGUUAACAGAAAUUAAUUUAUCAGACUGCAAUAAGGUCACUGACCAGUGCCUGUCCUACUUCAAACGUUGUGGGAACAUCUGCCAGAUCGACCUGAGGUACUGCAAGCAAGUGACGAAGGAGGGCUGUGAGCAGUUCAUAGCGGAGAUGUCCGUAAGUGUCCAGUUUGGGCAGGUGGAAGAAAAACUUCUGCAAAAACUGAGUUAGUUAAAGGACUCGUGUAAAUACUGGGGUGAGGGGGGGGAAGGGACUAAGAACACGUAGGGAUUUUAUUUUCAAUUGGGAACUUGGAAUAUCAGAAAAUGCCGUGAUUGGAUUUUACAACUCUUGUUGAGGAGAGAACAACGUGAAACUACCCAUGUUAAGAAUUUCAACUUGUGCCACUAAUUCAGUCCACCUGGGAUGUCCUGCACUGGCUCUUAUGCAAAUUCAUAAGGCGACUGUUACCGAUGAUAAUUGUUCACACCCUGGAAGAGGACUGAGCUCCAAGAAAUACUGUUAUUUAAAGUACCACAGCAUGUGCUUGGUAGUGUAAAUUUGAUUUCUGCUUUUCAUUUCUUAAAACAAGAAAAAAAAAAAAGUUGGUGUCAUUUAAGUGGACCACGCACUGCAUUUCUGCCUUCUUAACACGUUUUGUUUUGUUACAUCUUACAUUAUGCAGAACUAUUUUUGUACAAAAAUUGUUUAAAAAUUAUUUAUGCAAUGUUUGAAUGCAUUACCAGUGUUUCGGUUUUGAUUGCCAAUUUUUAUCUUUACUUAUGGUAGGCGAGAACUUAACCUAUACUUCGUAGGCAGUAUCUAUCUACAAACGUGCCCAGGUCAGGAAAAGUAGGUUCAUACUUUCAACUUAAAGCAUGUUUUAAUGGAAGUUUAUAUCCUGCUUUGUAUACUUCAGAAGUGACAUAAGCAUGUUGUGGAAAUAAGGUGUAAAUUAUAGUUGAAGUAAAACACUUUUAUCUGUAUAGAAAUCACCUUUUUCUCAAAAUUUUAAAAAAAUUCCAAUUUCAGCUUUUGCACAUAGGAGGGUUUCACUCUGUAGCAUGAGCUCUUGUACUCAAUAUAAAAUUAAUUUAUACAGUGAGUCCAGCAGUAGAAUAAAUGGUCAAACGUAGUCUCUCUUUCUUUGAAGUGUGAGUUGAGUUCUCAUUUAAGGUUUAUAACAUGGUUAUUUCCUGAUUGUAAAAUUCUGCAUUCAUAAGUGCCAUUGUUGUACGGUGUUGUUUUCGUAGACCUUCCUGAUGCAGUUUUACCUUUGUUGAAUUUGUAUAAACAAUUGUACAAAAACA
Cyanistes caeruleus (blue tit) is the source of this 5542-nucleotide messenger RNA. Lineage: Eukaryota; Metazoa; Chordata; Aves; Passeriformes; Paridae. The record is from RefSeq and is a predicted model, not a curated record.